AUGGGGACUCCAAAAGAACACAUAGAGCAGAUAAGAAAAACGACAUUCUCGAUAGGAGGAGAAAAGAACCCUUUGGCUCCAAUGCUUGAUCAGGCUGUCAAGUUUCUCUCUGCUGAACUCUACGCUAAAGAUGUCCACUUUCUAAUGGAACUCAUUCAGAAUGCGGAAGACAAUGAAUACUUGGAAGGGGUGGAACCUUCACUUGAGUUUGUCAUAACAUCUCGCGAUAUAACGAAUACUGGUGCACCUGCUACUUUGCUCAUGUUCAAUAAUGAGAAGGGCUUUUCUGCAAAAAAUAUCGAGUCCAUUUGCAAUGUUGGAAAUUCCACUAAGAAAGGGAACCGGAAGCGCGGUUAUAUUGGGGAGAAAGGAAUUGGAUUCAAGAGUGUGUUUCUUAUUGCUGCUCAACCUUACAUAUUCAGCAAUGGCUAUCAGAUCCGAUUCAAUGAAAAGCCCUGUCCACACUGCAAUCUUGGAUACAUAGUUCCUGAAUGGGUUGAUGAGAGCCCAUCUCUUUCUGACAUAAAACAAAUUUAUGGCUCUGCUUCUACCCUCCCAACUACUACACUGAUUUUGCCUCUGAAGCCUGAUAAGGUGAACCCUGUGAAGCAGCAGCUGUCAAGUAUUCAUCCAGAAAUCCUGCUGUUCCUUUCAAAGAUAAAGCGGCUUUCUAUCAGGGAAGAUAAUGAGGAUCCCAGGCUCAACACUGUUAGUGCAAUAGCUAUUGCCAAAGAGACUAAUUUUGUGACGAGAAAAAACAUUGAUGCUGAGUCCUACACACUCUAUCUGUCUGCAGACGAAAAUGGAGAUGAAUUUGAAAAAGAAUGCAGCUACUACUUGUGGAAGCAGAAAUUUCCUGUCAGGCCAGAAAACAGAGUUGACAUGAGAAUGGAAGUGGAGGAUUGGGUGAUCACUUUGGCUUUUCCUAAUGGAGAGCGCCUUCAUAGGGGAAUGAACUACUCCCCUGGAGUAUAUGCAUUUCUUCCAACAGAGAUGGUGACCAACUUUCCUUUCAUAAUUCAAGCAGAUUUUAUUCUAGCAUCAUCAAGGGAAACUAUACGAUUGGACAACAAAUGGAACCAAGGAAUUCUUGAUUGUGUUCCCUUUGCUUUUAUCAAUGCGUUAGUCUCAUUAGUCAAAACAGUAGAUGAUGCUCCGGUAUCUAGUUUGCCUCGAAUGUUCAGGUUCUUGCCAGUCUACAGCUCCCCCAUUGAAAAGUUGAAUUCAGUGAGGGAAUCAAUUAAAGCGAAGCUGGCUGAAAGGGAUAUUGUUCCAAGUGAGACACAUACAGAGCAAAAGUUCUUUCAUAAAGCGUGCAAAGUUGGCCGAUUAAUGCCUGCUUUCUGGAAUACACUGAAGAAGGCAAGAGAGCAAAGAGUGAGCUUGCACAAUCUUUCAUCCCAUGGUUGCUAUGUUCUGAAUUCCUCAUUUGAUAAACCAGAGUAUGAUCAGAUACUGGAGUUUUUGGGGGUCAGACCAGUAUGCAGUGAGUGGUAUGUAAAGUGCAUCCAAGGCUCUAAUAUUGUAAGGGGAGUCACAGAGAAAGCAUACGUGGAGCUUCUUCACUUCCUUGCUGUUAAUUGGCAGUCCAAGUUUCACAGCACAGGCAUGGGUAACAUUCCACUCAUUAAAUAUGUGGGUAUUGAUGGGAGCGUGUCUUUGUGCACUGUUAAUGAAUCUGCUCAGCGGUAUGGUAAAACUCUGUGCCUAUCAUGUCAGUCUUCUCGAGUCUCGUGGCUGAUUGAUUGGAACAAGGAGUUUCGAUGCAUGGCCAAUCUCUAUUUUGUGCCAAAAAGUACACAAGAAGCUAUCUGUUCAUCAUCUGAAAAAGAAGUGGUGUUAAAAUGGCUUGUAGACCCGGUUAACAUUACUCUUUUAACCGUAUAUGAGUAUGCAGAUCUCUAUGGAAGUCAAGUCAGUAGUGACCGGAAACUUGUCAUUGCCUAUGCUCAUUUCUUAUAUCAUUCAUUCUUAAAGGACUAUCUAUCAGACAGGGAAGUUGCUUCUUUGCGUGCUAAAAUGCCUUUUGUUGAUAGCUAUGGUCAUGUGAUCAAAGAAAGGAAUGCCGUUCUUGUCCCAGCUAUUGAAAGUAAAUGGGUGCAAUUGAUUGGUUCUAAUCCUUGGAGGGGAGAAAGCUACGUUGAGUUAGGAGAAGACUACUUGGAUCCUGGAUAUUUUGCUGGCACAAGCACAGAGGGAAAGCAACUCUUGGAGUUCCUUGAAGCUUCUGAUAUUCCUCACAUAUCUCCUCCCGAUGCUGUAAUACCUACUGCAUCAACACCACUUACCAAAAAAAAUGCAUUUCUGCUGUUGGAUUGGAUUCGUGAGCUGAAACGGAGUGGAAGCAUUCCAUCAAAGUUCAUGACAUGUAUAAAGGAGGGCAGCUGGCUGAAAAUUACUAUGAAUGGCUCUCCUGGUUACAAGCCGCCAUCAGAGUCAUUUCUACUUACUACACUCAACAAAAGCUCAAACUGGGGACACAUUUUGCAGAAUGGAUCUGUGCUUGUUGAUAUUCCCUUGAUAGAUCAGAGUUUUUAUGGUCAUAAAAUUAACGAGUACAGAGAGGAGCUAAAGACGGUCGGAGUCAUGUUCGAGUAUGGCGAGGCAUGUGAAUUUAUCGGGGAUCGUCUCAUGUCUUUGGCAGCCUCAUCCACUUUAACCAAAAGCAGUGUGAUUUCCAUACUGAAUUUCAUCAAAUUUUUGAGGCAGAAUUAUCUCCCUACUGAAAAAUUCAUUCUCAAAGUUAAAGAAGGAAGGUGGCUGAGGACUUGUAGGGGUGACAGAUCUCCUGAGGGAUCUGUUUUAUAUGAUCGGGAGUGGACAGCUGCAAGGCGAAUUAGUGACAUCCCCUUCAUUGAUCAAGAUUACUAUGGCGAAAACUUCGUUGUUUUCAAAGAAGAACUCCAGUUGCUUGGUGUCAUUGUUGGCUUCAGCGAAAGUUAUCAAUUGGUUGUUGAUAACAUAAAAUCGCCUUCGUGCUUAUCUUAUCUGACAAUGGAGGCCUUUCUUCUUGUUUUGGAUUGCAUGCGUCAUUCUAGUUCUGUUUGCAAACUAGUUAAUGCAUUGAAGAGUACAAAAUGCAUAAAGACAAACUGCGGUUACAAAUCUCCUGGUGACUGUUUCUUGUUUCAUCCCGAAUGGCGUUGCCUUCUGAAUGUUUUUGGUGGUUUCGCAUUGGUUGACAGUAAUUUCUAUGGACGCAACAUCUUUUCUCAUAAAAAGGAGUUGAAGGAUCUGGGAGUACAAGUAGACUUCGAGGAUGCUGUCAAAGUGUUUGUUGGCAUUUUCAGGAAGCAGGCGUCUCUGUCUUCCAUUACGAAGGAAAAUGUCUUUUCGUUCAUAUCAUGCUACCGAGAGCUGAAGGGAAGUCCACACAAAUUUCCUUUAGAUCUUAAAAAGUGCAUCCGUGAGGAGAAAUGGCUGCGGACUCGGCUUGGUGAUUAUAGAUCUCCAAGCAAUUGUAUUCUGUUUGGUCCUGAGUGGGUGUCAAUUUAUCCAAUUACUUGCCUUCCCUUUAUUGAUGACAGUGACAAAUACUAUGGGAGUGGCAUUCAUGAAUAUCAAAAGGAGCUGAAGAAAAUGGGGAUCGUAGUUGAAUUUAAAGCUGGCGUGAAGUUUGUGGCUGCUGGUCUUUGUUUUCCUCAAAAUCCAUGCGACAUAGCUCCUGUGAAUGUGCUUUCAUUGCUGGAAUGCAUCCGCGCUUUAUUGCAACAAAAGGACUACUCCUUUCCUGAGACUUUUAGUAAAAAUAUUGCUCGACGAUGGUUAAAGACCCAUGCUGGUUUCAGGUCUCCGGGCAACUGCUGUUUGUUCAAUUCCCAGUGGAGUUCAUACUUGAAGCCUACCGAUGGGCCGUUCAUUGAUGAUGAUUUUUAUGGUUCUAACAUCAAAUUGUAUGCAAAAGAGCUCAUUGAAAUAGGAGUUGAUGAAGGUAAGGCUUGCUCAUUGCUUGCCAGUCAUCUUGAUUCCCAUUCUGAAUUUGACACUAUCGUUCGAGUAUAUGAUUUCCUGAGACAAAGUGAGUGGAAGCCGGAUAGUGAUGCUACCAUAAAGAUUUGGAUUCCAGAUGGACUUGAGAAUGGAAGGUGGGUUAACCCAGAAGAAUGUGUUCUCCAUGACAGAGAUGGUCUCUUUGGUCUACAGCUGAAUGUACUGGAGGAACAUUAUGAGCCAAAAUUACUUCAUUUCUUCUCCAGUUCAUUUAACGUUAGGUCCAAUCCUUCAUUUGACGAUUACUGUAAGCUUUGGAAGGUUUGGGAAAGUUUGGAAGGCCCAUUGCCACAUGCAGAGUGCUGUGCGUUUUGGAAGUGUGUUAUGGCAUACAUGAGCUCAAGUACAGAGAAGAUUCUUGCUGAUGUCUUGGUAAAGCUACCUGUUGUUUCAGACUCUGGUGAAAUUUUGUUGUUCAGCAAGCGUGAUGUUUUUAUUGCUGAUGACCUUCUACUGAAGGACCUUUUCGAAAAGUUCUCAUCACGCCCAGUAUUUGUCUGGUGUCCCCAGGCAAACUUGCCUUCUUUGCCUCGAACUAGGUUGCUUGAAGUCUACAGGAAAAUUGGGGUUCGAACUAUAUCUGAAUCAGUGCUGAAGGAAGAAUUGUCAUUGGCAGAUGGCGUGGAACUUAGUCAGAUGGAUUCAAGGGAUGCUGGGAUUGGAAAAGAGCUAGUUAGACUGAUUCUUGGCUUUCUAGCUGAUCCUUCUCGUGAUAUGGAAGCAACAAAGAGGCAUGGAGCUGUUCAGUGCCUCCUGAAUCUCAAGGUCCUGGAGACUACAGAGCCAAUUACUGUAAGCUGUAGUUUACGGCUUUCUGAUGGGGAAAUUUUGAAGGUGAAAGAAAAACAUAUGAUUCGUUGGGAUAAAUCGUGUUCAAAUUUUCUGACACAGAAGAUGGAUAAAGCUGGUGGCAAGAAAAAUCUUGUUGAAUAUGCGUUCUUUUUUUCUGAAGUAAUAGCACGCGGUGUGUUAUGGAAUAAAGAAGAUCAAAUAAAAGCACUCUCUGAGCUGAUCAAGUUGGCUUUCCUGCUGAAUUUUGAUGAACAAGCUGUUCAGUUCUUGAUGAAAUCUAAUAAUCUUCAAACUUUUCUGGAGGAUGAGGACUUCCUUGCCGCUGCAUUACCUUCUGCUUAG
Molecule: messenger RNA, 5124 nt
Organism: Dovyalis caffra
Lineage: Eukaryota; Viridiplantae; Streptophyta; Magnoliopsida; Malpighiales; Salicaceae
Source: the annotation of a GenBank genome assembly